AUGAAAGUAAUAUAAGUAGGAGUGAACAUGGGGAAAUUACUUCACACUUCGCACUUCACUCUUUACAAUUCAUCCCUAUGGCUAGUGAACCUUCGAGCGCCACUAUAGCCAGUGAACCUUCGACCAGCACUUCUGAAAUUCAAACAGAUACUUCUGAGCCUUCCCAACUCGAAGUACUUGCAUUAAAUUAUCUUCGAAAUCAAGAGAUUUCAACUAUCCCCAGCAGAAUUCCGAAACUCAAUCCGUGCAGUAUCUGCCAAAGAGUGAUCCUAAAAUUCCGAUUUCAAUCGUUUGUUGUGUUGGAUUGCGAACAUCUUUUCCACCGCCUAUGUCUUGAGAAGUAUAUUAUGCAAGCAGAAACCGAUCCACCUCUUACAUGCCCUUCGUGUAAUGUAAUCAUUGAGCUGACUAGAGAAGAAGCAGUACUCGCCUCUGGAAAAUAUCAUCUUCAGAAAAAACAAACUGACACUGGACAGGGUGAUGAGGAUCUCAUGGCUUCACUAGGAUUGGUAGAAGGUGGCUCUCGUGCUGGGCAGGGAGGUCAAUCAAAGCAAGUCACUAUGCAGGAUCAGGCGACAAGCCCAAUCAUGAUUGAGGAUGACGAUGACGAUGACGAUGAUAACCGGUCUAAUUCUGUUGAUAAUAGAACUCCGGAGAAUCAAGCCAAUUCUAAUGAGGAAAUCCGCGCUACUAAUACACAGGAUAACUUGGAGAAUCAAUCUAAUGCAAAUAGCGGGGAUGACACCAACGUGCAAGAAAGCGAUCUGCCAAUCAGAAAUAAAUUAGUUGUAGAAGUAUACUGA
Funneliformis geosporum is the source of this 803-nucleotide messenger RNA. The record is from the annotation of a GenBank genome assembly. Lineage: Eukaryota; Fungi; Glomeromycota; Glomeromycetes; Glomerales; Glomeraceae.